AUGGCUCGUCCUGCUGUGAUGUUCCAUUCCAAUGAUCCUACGAAAGAAUUAUCAACGGAAUUGGUACCAAAUCUACUGAAUGUUCAACCUGCAAGUUUAUCUUCUCCCAGCUCCAGUUCUUCCUUCUCUUCAUUGCAAUCAUCCUCAAACAGCUCGAUAACGUCCCUCAAUGAUCAUUCGCCAUUCCCGUCCACGAUACAGAAAGAACGAGGAAUUAAAAUUGAAAAGAAACACAUGCUUGAAGUGCUUCAUAUGCCUCAAACACAAGCCUCUGCUGUUUUAAAAUGUAGUCUAUCCACUCUGAAAAGGAGGUUCUAUGCCCUCAAAGAUGAAAUUGGUAUUGAAACUUGGCCUCAAUUCUUUAAGGACAUUCGUCAUUUGAAAUGCUUUCCCCAAAUAUAUCCAAUGAGCCUUUCCUUUAUCAUGAAUUCAGAGAUGAGAGAGGAAAAGGACAUUCUUGCUCAUGAAUGGAAAUUGAUCCAGAACGCGUUUGCCUCAAAUUCAGUUUCGUGUAUCUCUUGUCAGCCUUCUUCGACUUGGAUAUCCAAGAAUCAAAAAGCAAAAAAGAAGAAGGCCUUUGUGGAACACAAAUUUGUCAUGUCGUCGUUUGUGAAUCAAUUGAUUCUUCCUGCUAAUAAAACGGUAUACACACAGAGGUGA
Naegleria lovaniensis is the source of this 660-nucleotide messenger RNA. RefSeq lists its product as uncharacterized. Bases 1 to 660 code for a protein of 219 amino acids. The record is from RefSeq and is a predicted model, not a curated record. NCBI's taxonomy places the organism in Eukaryota, Heterolobosea, Eutetramitea, Acrasida, Naegleriidae. The transcript is spliced from 2 exons.